CAAGAACAUCAGCAGCCACAGCCAUGAAGUGCCAAGCUCUUUUCUUUCUGCUGAUCCUCACCUGCAUGACUCUGAGUCUUGCACAAGGCACAUUUGACAACUGCUGUCUUGGACAUGUUGGUGAGAUGAAACAAAAGGCAAAGAAAAACAUUGAAAGUUACAAGGUUCAGGAAACAGAUGGCGAUUGCAACAUCAGAGCUGUUGUGUUUCUGAUGAAGAAGAAGAGGUCACAUAAAAAACAGCGAACUGUUUGUGCCAAUCCAAAUGAAAGUUGGGUCCAGGAGCUGAUUAAGACUUUGCCUAUGAGGAUGCAGAAUUAGACCACUUAAAGGAGAGAAACAGGAGAAGACUGAGAGAGAGGCGAGCAGAUGUUUCACCACCCUCUCAGGCAUCAUAUAUCACAUUUAACCACAUGGAUUAUGUUUCAGUAGAGUUGAUAUUUCCUGUGCUGACAAAGAAUGUAAAUCUACAUGGUUCACUAUAACACAAACAUACCAUAUCCUCAAUGUUGUUAGCCAGUAUAGCAAAAUUCAUUUACAUGAUUCUGUUAUUUU
Molecule: messenger RNA, 554 nt
Organism: Etheostoma spectabile (orangethroat darter)
Lineage: Eukaryota; Metazoa; Chordata; Actinopteri; Perciformes; Percidae
Gene: ccl25b
Product: chemokine (C-C motif) ligand 25b
Exons: 4
Coding region: 24-320 (98 amino acids)
Biological process (GO): immune response
Cellular component (GO): extracellular region
Molecular function (GO): chemokine activity
Source: RefSeq, a predicted model, not a curated record